AUAAUAAAAAAUACUUGUAGAAUGAUAAAAUCAUUGAGAAGUAGAAUUUCAUUUUGAAAGGUGGAUUGGGUGCCUGUGUUUCAAAGGUCGAUGUAUUAGCUAAUACAGCAGACGAUUUAAUGUAUUUGCAAGGGGAGCGCAUCAUUGUUUUAAAGCAUAUUCAGGAUGAUACAUAUUUGGGGUAUUGCGAAGGAGUCAUUGGUAAUUUCAACGCAGAAAAUGUGCAUUUUGUAGAGUUAGAUCCGAGAGUGUUGGAAUCAUUAGACGCAGACUAUACCUCAGAUAUCAUGACAGCAGAAGGUUAUCAUAGCAGCAAUAGAAAUUCAAAUAAUAGCAGUAACCAUCAGUAUUACUAUCAGCAGACACUGGAUUCUAAAGCGUACCUAGGAAAGCCAAGUUUUGACAGUAUUGGAACAUCAGGGACCGCUUCUUCUCUAUCGGCAAUGAAUACAAAUAAUAUGAGCGUCAAUAAUAGUAGUGCAUUUCAAAGCCCACAUAGCUCACACAUAUCAACAGUUUCUUACUUCAAUAAUUCCUCGCUGGAAGAUCAACUUAUCCAUGAUUAUAGUAAUAAUGACAAUCAGCAGCAGCUAUACGAAGAUGAAGACCCUUAUGAUACAACAGCUCUAAAUAUAGAUUACUCGGAUGAAGAAGAAAUGGCUCACUUUAGUAUGAAUGUCCAGCGAGGAGAAAGCAAAAAUAUACCCCCAGUUACUGAUGUUACCCCCAAUACUUUGUAUAAUGGUAUCAAUAAUAUUGAUAGAAGUAGCAUAGCCCAUUCGACAACAACAAGAACAUUCACAUCAGGAAGGAGCACCAGUGCAGCGCCUCAACCGAAGAAUAACCUAACUUUGGACGAAUAUGGGUUCAUUAUAGCAACAGAUCAACAAGCUAGAACAAUAUCACGCCAUUCUUCAACAAAUUCUUCCAAACAAAAAAAAUCAAAGCAUGCCAACAACAAAUCAAUGAAAGAUUAUCGAGAAACAGAAUUGAAAUGGCUAUCAAUAGUGAGCAAAUUAGAUGCUGGUACUGUCAAAAGAGACGCCAAGUUGAAAAAAUUGGUUCGGCAGGGCAUUCCAGCUUCUGUAAGACCCCGUGUAUGGCAAUUUUUGGCUGGAUCCAUUCAUAGUAACAAUAAUAAUAGCCAAUGGAUCAAACAACUCCUCAGUCGGCCCAGAAUACCCAUUUACGAUGUCAUUGAACGUGAUAUUGCACGCUGUUACCCCGACCACGUACAGUUUAUGGAUGAAUCAGGACAAGGCCAAAAAGAUCUCUCUCACCUCCUCAAGGCUUACGCCCAAUACAAUCCUGAGCUUGAAUAUUGUCAAGGCAUGGGGCGACUCGCUGGCUUGAUGCUCAUGCACAUGUCGCUUGAAGAUGCCUUUUCCCUCUUUGUGGCUACCAUUGACCGGUACAUGAACGGCUACUUCACACCUACGCUUUCUCAAUUACACAUUGACGCCUAUAUUAUUGGUCAACUCCUUGAGGACCAUCAACCAAAACUCGCUCACCACCUACAAAAAAACGAAGUACUACCGAUAAUGUAUAUUGCCCAAUGGUUUUUGACGGCUUUUACAAUGACACUCCCUUGGGAAUCCGUACUUCGUGUUUGGGAUGCUUUCUAUUUCGAAGGAAUCAAAGUAUUUUAUCGCGUGAGUUUGGCUAUUUUAGAACUCUGUAAGGAGCAUUUGUUGACGGCAUGUCCGACUAGUUCUGAAUUGCUGGCGUUUUUGUUACAUAUUCCUCACCAGUAUUUGGAGCCUCAUGUGUUAUUAGAGACGGCAUUUCGGAUCAACCUUUCGAAAACGGAUAUUAAGAAAUACGCGAAAAAGGCAGGCACGGCAGACGAUACGUUGAGUACAUUUGGAUUGCCUUUUGAGCAUGGAAUUAAAAAUUUGCAAGUCGGAGGAAUCUCGAAUGGUUCUCAAAAUGGAGGAAGAGCAGGAAGUGGUGGUAUUGGAUUGGCUAAGCCAUUCCAAAAUAGCUUAGGUUUCAAGAAAAAAUCGUAAAAUUAAAAAAACUUGAGUCCUUCGUUCAAUAAGGGGGCUUUCAUUAACUUUAUUAUUCAGGCUCUUUUGAGACAGAAUAAACCUUCGUUCUCUGAGAAGAAAACCACAAUAAU
Molecule: messenger RNA, 2122 nt
Organism: Mycotypha africana
Lineage: Eukaryota; Fungi; Mucoromycota; Mucoromycetes; Mucorales; Mycotyphaceae
Product: rab-GTPase-TBC domain-containing protein
Exons: 2
Coding region: 120-2009 (629 amino acids)
Source: RefSeq, a predicted model, not a curated record